UAAACACUUGCUUCUGUAAACACGUCGCGCUUCUUACUUGAAGCCCUCAGCUGUGCAUGGCUCACUAUACUGAAAAUGACUCUCGAGAUCAUGUCUCGUACAUACCGAUGGAAGCCAACUUCAGGGAGGGCGGACACAACGAAUUCGACAUUCAUAUUGCGUCGCCUGCAGAAAAACGGCGAAUAUGGUGGAGAACUGCCAUUAUUAAUGGAUGUUUUAUAGCUUCAUGGUAUAUAUUCGCAACCGUACUGUCUCUGUACAACAAGUGGAUGUUUUCACCAGACCUUUUUGGAUUUCCGUAUCCGCUCUUCGUGACUACCUUGCACAUGUUUAUUCAGUUUGUCCUGGCUGCUGCUCUUCGCAUAUGUUUCGCGCAUCAUUUCCGGCCAGAGAGAAGUCCUUCCGCAGAAGAUUACGGCAAGAAGGCAGUUCCUACUGCCAUUGCUACCGGGCUCGAUAUUGGUCUGUCAAACCUAUCACUCAAGACCAUUACUCUAUCAUUUUACACAAUGUGCAAGUCAUCUUCACUCAUCUUCGUCUUGUUCUUUGCAUUUUUGUUCCGUUUGGAAACGUUUUCGCUGCGACUUGUCUCCGUCAUCCUUCUAAUCUUUGGUGGGGUGAUUCUCAUGGUUGCUUCUGAAACGGCCUUCGUUCUUCCCGGAUUUUUGCUUGUAAUGACCGCCAGCGCAUGUGGAGGUCUCCGCUGGAGCCUCACGCAGCUGCUCAUGAAGAACAAGAAUAUGGGUCUAGAUAAUCCAGCGGCCACUAUAUUCUGGUUGGCUCCUGCGAUGGGUAUCACACUUGCCUUGGCUAGCAUUAUUUGGGAGGGGUGGUUUACUAUAUUUGCCUCGCCCUUCUUUCGAGACCCUGCCUCGACCAUUCGAUCGGCCAUGUUCCUUGUGGCGCCCGGUAUAUUGGCGUUCUGUAUGGUGAUGAGUGAAUACUACAUUAUCCAACGUGCGGGGGUGUUGCCAAUGUCGAUAGCAGGCAUAGCCAAGGAAGUCUCGACGAUUACAGUUUCGGCUUGGUUUUUUGGAGAUGAGCUUACGCCACUCAAUAUAACGGGCGUAGGGGUCACUGUUUGUGGCAUUGCUCUUUUUACGUUCCACAAGUAUCGCACCUCCAUCGAUGGCAAAUUGUCAUUGGACUCACAAGGGAACAUGAUAACGAUACAUGAUGAAAAUAUGGGCAACUCGCCAGAUUCUGUGCAUGAUGUCAAUCUCGAGCUCAUUGCUGCUGACAUGCGUCUUGGACGUCAAGACGAUGGUCAUCCUGCGCUCCAGGGGUCUGAUGAUAGCGAUGCACAUGACCGCCUACUUUUUGAUCAUGAUGAUCCUGAAGGCGAAGAAGAUGCCGAACUAGUUCGGAGCAUGCAGUUCUCUAGGUUCAGCUGAAAGAGGUAUAGAUGAGAGCUAGGGCCCCGUGAUGCGCUUCCAAUUUUUAGCAUAUGCAGACUAGUGUGGUCACGAUUUUUUUAAAGAAGUUGCAAACACAAUAACACCCUGAAGCACAAGUAGAUCCUCUGCCCAUUUGUACGCUAGUCAUAGCUCUUCUGGUAUAAGUACGACGUUAUGAACCCAUCGCAUCCUGUAAUUUGUCCUGAGCGCGCAACUUUAACAUUACGUUGACUCACAAUAGUGAACUGUUUGAGUUAUGGUUCAAAAAAUCAUUGAUCCGAGGACAACUGACUUCUGUUCCGCUGAACCCGGAAACCACGCGACCCGCUGGCGCUUAUUCUAACUUUGUUAAACAGUGAUGUGAUUUUU
This is a messenger RNA of Suillus paluster, 1766 nucleotides long. RefSeq names its product TPT-domain-containing protein. Gene Ontology annotation, molecular function: antiporter activity. Gene Ontology annotation, cellular component: endoplasmic reticulum-Golgi intermediate compartment; Golgi apparatus; cis-Golgi network. The transcript is spliced from 7 exons. The record is from RefSeq and is a predicted model, not a curated record. NCBI's taxonomy places the organism in Eukaryota, Fungi, Basidiomycota, Agaricomycetes, Boletales, Suillaceae. Gene Ontology annotation, biological process: UDP-glucose transmembrane transport. The coding region runs from base 57 to 1394 and encodes 445 amino acids.